Molecule: messenger RNA, 1286 nt
Organism: Seminavis robusta
Lineage: Eukaryota; Bacillariophyta; Bacillariophyceae; Naviculales; Naviculaceae
Source: the annotation of a GenBank genome assembly
CGCCACUUUGUAAUCUCGGACUUGCUCCAAAACUGCAGAGCUCAAACCAGCCAACAUGGCAACAUUGCUAUCACACAUUUAGCUCACAAAUUCAUCGGCGAAGACAAAAAGCUCAACACUUCAGACUUUGUCCCCGUUCGUUUUAAAAAAAGCCCACUACCUCGUCGAACCAACCAGCAUUCUAGCCUGCCAACCCAAUCACUCAGACAAAAUGAGAAAGACCAACAGCAGCAACAGCCUCCACCUCCUGGUGAAAGAGUUCAAACGCAACAGCUCUUCUACCUUUGACUUCAACUUUGGUGCCCAGGCUAAUGAUGGGUUUCAAACCGCCAUCGAGCUGGAUACAGAUGCCUUUGAAACUUUUGUAACGGAAACUCUCUCAGAUCACAUCGAUCAAUCUUCAGAUGCUGUGUUUAAGAAUUUGCGAGAUCAAGUCAAGCGUCUAUACCAACAUGCCUCUAGCCAGAGUCAUCGGCUCUGCAAGCACCAGGCAAAACGAAGCUGUUCCCAUUGCUCUAAUUCCGAGCUGGCUGAGAUCGCCUUGUCUCUCAAGAGUGUCAUUGAAAUGUCACCCAAGAUGCCCGCCAGAGUGACAGCUGAGGUCCACUCGUUGAUUGGUUUGCUUAACCAGAACCAAGGAAACUUGAAGGGCGCCAUUCAGUCUUUCCUGAAGGCCCUCUGGAUCCAAUCCUCUUUGGUGGUGGGAGUUGCGGAUGACGAAGACGAUGAUGAUGACGACUAUGACUUGCCCCUGCAAAUGGCCCUCACAAGACACCGCCUUGGUUUUACCUAUGGCAAGACCGGGGAAUUUGCAGAGGCUGCGACAAUCUUGGACAAGGCAGUCCGGGACUACCAAGCUAUCCAAGCGGAUACGGAGAUGCACCGAAAGCUGUUGGAGCACGCCACGACAGAGCUGGGCAAGUUCCUGGAAGCUUCCGAAAUUGAAGCCAAUCUUCCGGGUAUCUCCAGCAAAAAGGCCAACCGAAGACGGACCCGACGUGGUGCCGACUUGACCGAUCGUACUCAUGUACUACGUCGAUCCAACACCGAAAAACCCGCGUCUCGCCCACCCUUGUCGGGAUCUGACCUUCGCCGCUCGUCCACGGAAAAGCCCAGCUCGAUUAGUCGGUCUUUCAACUCAUUGGCAGCAUUUGCUCGUGGACGAUCCAACACUUCUUCCAGCGGGAGCGAAGGCAAAACCAAUUUCCAGUGGUAAAAGGAUGCACACGAAGAUACUGUUACAAGUAGGUCAUGUAAAAUGCAUAAGUAGGAAGAAACUGUAUAUU